Lontra canadensis (Northern American river otter) is the source of this 1035-nucleotide messenger RNA. RefSeq names its product putative zinc finger protein 66. Lineage: Eukaryota; Metazoa; Chordata; Mammalia; Carnivora; Mustelidae. Bases 1 to 1035 code for a protein of 344 amino acids. The record is from RefSeq and is a predicted model, not a curated record. The transcript has a single exon. Gene Ontology annotation, biological process: negative regulation of transcription by RNA polymerase II. Gene Ontology annotation, molecular function: DNA-binding transcription repressor activity, RNA polymerase II-specific.
AUGAGAACCCACACUGGAGACAAACCUUUUAAGUGUAACCAGUGUGGGAAAGCCUACCGUUCAAACUCUUACCUCACACGACACAGGAGAAUUCACACUGGGGAGAAGCCCUAUGAAUGCCAUGACUGUGGAAAAACCUUCAGAGAUAGUUCACUUCUCAGACAACAUGAAGGAAUUCAUUCAAGGGACAAACCCUACAGAUGUGAUCAGUGCAGCAAAACCUUUAGUAGGAGCUCUAGGCUUACCAUGCACAAGAUAAUACAUACCAAAGAGAAGCCCUAUGCCUGCACUGAUUGUGGGAAAACCUUCAGCAUUCUUUCAUACCUCACAAGACAUAAGAAAGUACACACUGGUGAGAAGUCUGUUGAAUGCAGCCACUGUGGAAAAGCCUUAAGUAGUCCAUCAGCUCUGAAGACACACCUGCGGAUACAUACUGGAGAAAAACCUUACAAGUGUGAUCAGUGUGGGAGAACUUUUAGAAUGAGCUGUAAUCUUAAUGUGCACAAGAAAAUGCAUGCUGGAGAGAAACCGUGUACUUGCAUUGACUGUGGGAAAGCCUUCAGAGAUCACUCAUGCCUUAAAGAACAUGUGAGAAUUCACACCGGAGAGAAGCCCUUUGCAUGUGAUCAGUGUGGGAAAGCCUUCAGAGUGAAAUCUUUCCUCACUUUGCACAAGAAAGUUCACAUGAGAAUGAAACAGUAUGAGUGUAAGGAAUGUGGGAAAGCCUUCAGUGGUCUCUUAUCUCAUAGGAGACAUAUGAAAAAGCACACCAGGGAAAAGAAACCCUUCAAGUGUAGUCAGUGUGAAAAAGCUUUUAGGAGGCAUGUGUCCCUUACAAUACAUAUAAGAACUCACACUGGAGAGAAACCCUAUGAGUGUGAUCAGUGUGGGAAAACCUUUAGCGUAAGGUGCAAUCUUACUGUGCACAAGAGAGUCCAUACUGGAGAGAAGCCCUAUCGGUGCAACAUGUGUGGACAUGCUUUCAGUAAGCUGUCAUCCCUUCGGCGGCAUCACGAGAGCACUCAUGCUGGAUAA